Meloidogyne enterolobii is the source of this 1175-nucleotide messenger RNA. The record is from the annotation of a GenBank genome assembly. Lineage: Eukaryota; Metazoa; Nematoda; Chromadorea; Rhabditida; Meloidogynidae.
AUGACCAUAAACUUCAAAAAAAAUCGAAAAAUUUCUCAAAACUUCACUUCACUUUUUCUAGGUGUCCCCCAUAUCCAAUUAAAUGCUCAAGGACGUGCCCGUUCCGAAUUGGCAAAUUUAUAUAAUUGGCGUUAUAAAAAUUUGGGUGAUUUAAAACAUGUUUUGGAAAAUGAAGAAUUUAAAUUGACAAAUGCUGGAUUUUUGUAUAAUUAUCAAUUAAUUAAUGUACCCGAUUUUAAUGGAAUUGGGGAAAGUACUCCAAGUGCUUAUUUUUAUCAGAAUCUUGGAGAAGCAGAAUUUGCCGUAGCCUUGUAUGUUUAUAUGCGUAUUUUAGGCUAUCCUUCAGAAAAAAUAUCAAUAUUAACAACUUAUAAUGGACAAGCUUCUUUAUUACGUGAUAUAAUAAAUAAAAGGUGUACAAAUAAUCCUUUAAUUGGAAUGCCUGGAAAAAUUUCUACUGUUGAUAAAUACCAAGGACAGCAGAAUGAUUACAUAAUUUUAUCGCUUGUGAGGACUAGAGCAGUUGGACAUUUAAGAGAUGUACGACGUUUAGUAGUAGCUUUAUCACGUGCUAGACUUGGCCUUUAUAUUCUUUGUCGUGUUUCGCUAUUUAAAAAAUGUUAUGAACUUGCACCUGCUUUUGAAAGGGUAGUUACUCCAAAAACCAACUCGUCUUCUUUUAUUGCCUACAGAACACAGCCUCUAGAAAUUAUAGACACUCAACACAUGUCACAUUUUGUUUCAGAAUUUUAUUCUGCCAAUAUUGAAAUUAUGAAGGGGCGUAAUAAUCAACUAGAAAAGGAACAAGAGGAGGGGGACGGGGAGGUGAUGGAAGUAGUAGUGACGACAGAAGAGACGUCAACAACCACCACAACAAUUCCAGUAGUGGAAAUUCCAAAAGAAAAGGAAGGUGAAGAGGAGGAGGAAGAACGGAUGGAAGAGGGGGAAGUAAGGGAAGGGCAAGAAGAAAAGAAGACGGAAGAAGAAAAGAAGGGAGAAGAAAAGGAAGAGGGACCUAAAGAAAGUGAUGAAGGAGCUAUAGUUUUUGAACAGGUGGAUUUUGAACGUUUACAAAAUGUUCCAAAAUAUGGAUAAUUAAUUAAGUUGAUGACUGAUCUCUUAAUUAUUUUUUUGAAUUUUGUUAUUUUUUUAAUAAAUUUUCUAAAAAUAAUUUU